This is a messenger RNA of Beauveria bassiana ARSEF 2860, 1020 nucleotides long. RefSeq lists its product as uncharacterized. Bases 1 to 1020 code for a protein of 339 amino acids. The transcript has a single exon. The record is from RefSeq and is a predicted model, not a curated record. Lineage: Eukaryota; Fungi; Ascomycota; Sordariomycetes; Hypocreales; Cordycipitaceae.
AUGCAGCCUUCUUUCGUGAUGGCCCUCAUGGCUGCCGGAACUCUCACCGGCCUGGUCGCGGGCACCUCACACCAGGGACGCCCCAAGGGUUGGUGUGAAAAGGCGGACUGCAGCAAGGUUCCUGCGCCCUACUCCCGCCGCGGCAUCGUUUCCCUCCGUGACGACAGGUGCCAGUACUCGUGCCACCUGCGCCGGCUGCGCAAGGCGGCGGAGAAGAGCGCGAGGGAAAAGCCGGUUGACAUGGGCAUCGUUCCGAGCGUGGAUGAAAUCAUUGCACCAGAGCCGGACGAGACCGAAACGGAGCCGUCUGAAGACGCCAAGAAAAAGCACGCCGCCGAAGAUGUCAACAUGCCCGACGCGCUCCAAGGUGGCAGCGCCGCCGCCGCCUCCAUCUUCGCCUCCAGCCCCGGACUCUCUAAGCGCGCCGGCGAGGCUGCUCCGCAGGCGCCCACUGGCCAGUUUGACGUGGCCGUCACCAACAUACCCCGCCGCAGCGAAGGUCCCUGCAAGUUCUCCGUCGACGCCAGCGCCAAGCCGGAGCAGUCCGGGGCCGACAUUGUCUGCCUGGGCGCCAACGGCCAGAGAAUGAUGAGAAGCAUGACGCGCGCCACCGUGGCCAUGUUCGCCGCCCGGCUGGCCGCCGAGUACGACCGCAGUUGCGAGCUGACCGCCGACACCAAGGCUUACUUUGAGGGCGAAGAAGACAAGCCCGUGUCUCCGUUUGAUCCUAGCAGUACCGCUGAGGCGAGCGCCGUAGUGCAGAAAGACACGAAGCAACUCUUGUUCCUCAGCUGCGGUGCCGUCUUCUUCAACCGGGCGGUUGCCGGUAGUUCGGGCGAUGCCGCUGCUCCGGCGGUCAGGAUGCUUCGCGACGCGCGCGGCUUUGUGCCUCUGAUGGCUGAAGGGAUCCCAUCAACGGUGUUCUCUACCAAGCAAGCUGGCAAGACCUACGACGCCGCCAGCCCACCUCCCUGGCUUGAGGAGGUCCAGGCCGAGGUGAAGACUGCUUCUGGUGCUUAG